Camellia sinensis is the source of this 1208-nucleotide messenger RNA. NCBI's taxonomy places the organism in Eukaryota, Viridiplantae, Streptophyta, Magnoliopsida, Ericales, Theaceae. The record is from RefSeq and is a predicted model, not a curated record.
AGUAGUUGAAUCUGUUGGUAUUUUUUAUGCAGAUAAACAAAUGGCUUCAUCUUCUACUAAUAAUACGAACUUUACAUUCAAGCCAAGGUUUUGUAAUUGUGGAAGAAUAGCUGUAUAGUAGCAACAGGUACAAUACCAUUAUACAAGCCUCCUCUUCCUCCAAAACCCUGCUCUGCGACUCUGAACGAAGUGGAUUCUAAAGCAGAUCUCUUGCUCCGUAUGAACAUUGCAGACCAGAGAGAGAAGUACACAACUUGUUCUUCGUAGCAAUUCAAUCUCUUCAAAACCCUUACAAUUGAAGAGAGAGAGAGAGAGAGUGAGAGAGAGAAUGGCGUUCAGGUCGAAGGAGAUGAUGAAAAAGAUAAUGAAGAAGAUAGGCGGAGAGAAGAACUUGGGUCCUGGGGUGAAGGAAUCACUCAAGAAAUGUGUACCUGACUCCAAGGUCGUCAUGGGCAGGGCCCAUCGCGGCAUCUUCGCCGGCCGCCACAUCCAGUUCGGUAACCGUGUCAGCGAAGACGGUGGCAACAAGACAAGGAGGAACUGGAAACCAAACGUACAAGAGAAGCGACUCUUCAGUUACAUCCUAGACCGACACAUUCGUGUAAAGGUAACAACCCAUGCCCUCCGUUGCAUAGACAAGGCAGGUGGGAUCGAUGAGUACUUGCUGAAAACGCCAUAUCACAAGAUGGACACAGAGAUGGGCCUCUUCUGGAAAGCCAAAAUUGAGAAAAUGUACGAAGAGCUUGGGGAAAUGGAGGUAGUUUUCUUUUCACCCGAGGAUGAAGCUAAGUUUGAAGAGGGCUUUAAAGAAUUGAAACUAGCUGAGAGGGCGGCUCGUAGGGAUGCAAGAAGACAGAUGUAUGGAUGGUCGGGCAAACAGAAGCAGAUCGAGCAAGGUGUUGAAGAUACUGAUGGGGAGGGAUUGCAUAGUGAUGUUCCUGAGCAGCUGAUUGCUAAUUCUUAAGUGUGAGCUGUGUUGAAGGCCCGGUCAUAGUUGUGUUGAAGCCUGUCAUGUCGGGUUUAUUUUUGGUUUUUGUGUUUUUUUGUUUUUUUUAGUACUGUUACUGCCUGAUUUUGCAGUUUUGUAGCUCUUAUACGUUUUUGUAAUUUUGGAGCUGAUAUCCUAGUAUUAUGAGUCAUGGUAACUUGAUUGCUUUUAUUUUCAUCAUGGAUAUUGGUUGAAUAAGAACUACUCUGAUCAAAAACAA